Messenger RNA from Sorghum bicolor (sorghum), 2693 nucleotides. RefSeq names its product transketolase, chloroplastic. Lineage: Eukaryota; Viridiplantae; Streptophyta; Magnoliopsida; Poales; Poaceae. Bases 95 to 2341 code for a protein of 748 amino acids. Gene Ontology annotation, cellular component: cytosol. The record is from RefSeq and is a predicted model, not a curated record. Gene Ontology annotation, molecular function: transketolase activity. The transcript has 7 exons. Gene Ontology annotation, biological process: pentose-phosphate shunt.
CCUAUUUAUUUUCAGAGAAAACACAAUCUCGCAUAUCACUCUCCUUGCCUUGCCAUCUCCCACCUCUCUGUGAGCGCGCACACCACAUCAUACCAUGGUUGGGAGCUCAAUUGCUGCUCUGCAUACCACCAUUGGUAGACACUCUGGUUCCCCGUCUCGAGGCAGCGCACCUGCGCUGGUGGCCAUGGGAGGACAAGUCAAGUUCUGCCACCUCAUGUCACUCCGAAACCACAAUGCAUAUGUGGCCUCCUCGGGCCACAAGCGCAUCAUAUGCGCCAUCUGCACUGAGGCACCUGAGAGUUUGACUGCCACUGGCCAGCUGCUGGCACCUGAGAGUUUGACUGCCACUGGCCAGCUGCUUGAGAGGUCAGUGAACACAAUCCGCUUCCUGACCAUUGAUGCCGUGGAGAAGGCCAACUCUGGCCAUGUGGGGAUGUCCAUGGGGUGCGCGCCCAUGGGCCACAUCCUCUAUGAUGAAGUCAUGCGGUACAACCCCAAGAACCCCUAUUGGUUUAACCGUGACCGCUUCGUCCUCUCUGCCGGCCAUGGGUCCAUGCUUCAGUAUGCGUUGUUCCACCUGGCCGGCUAUGACAGUAUCAGCGUACAGGAGUUGAAGCAAUUCAGUCAACUCGGAAGCAAGACACCGGGCCACCCUGAAAACUUUGUAACCCCAGGAGUUGAAGUUACCACUGGACCUCUUGGUCAGGGUAUCACCAAUGCAGUUGGGUUGGCACUCGCCGAGAAGCACCUGGCUGGCCGCUUCAACAAGCCCGACAGUGAAGUUGUCAACCACUACACAUACGUUAUCCUGGGAGAUGGUUGUCAAAUGGAGGGUAUCUCCAGUGAAGCUUGCUCGUUGGCUGGACACUGGGGUCUUGGCAAGCUCAUUGCUUUCUAUGAUGACAACCACAUAUCCGUUGAUGGAGAUACAGAGAUAGCAUUCACAGAAGAUGUGAUCGCCCGCUUUGAAGCCUACGGGUGGCACACACUCUGGGUUAAGAAUGGAAACACUGGCUAUGAUGACAUCCGUGAAGCCAUUAAGGAAGCAAAAGCAGUAACCGACAAGCCUACAUUGGUCAAAGUGACCACAACAAUCGGUUACGGAUCUCCCAACAAGGCCAACUCAUACAGUGUGCACGGAGGUGCAUUGGGCACCAAAGAGGUUGAAGCAACCCGGCAGAAUCUUGGAUGGCCCUAUGAGCCAUUCUUUGUGCCUGAGGAUGUUAAGAGCCACUGGAGCCGCCACGUGCCCCGAGGUGCUGCACUUGAGGCUGAUUGGGAUGCUAAGUUUGCAGAGUAUGAGAAGAAGUACCCAGAGGAUGCAGCAACCUUGAAAAAUAUCAUCUCAGGGGACUUGCCUGCUGGUUGGGCUGAUGACCUUCCUAAAUACACUGCAGCGUGCCCAGAAGCUUCGACCAGGAACCUCUCUCAGCACUGCUUGAAUGAACUUGCUAAAGUACUGCCUGGUUUUCUUGGAGGCAGUGCUGAUGUUGCAUCUUCCAGCAUGACGCUGCUUAAGAUGUUUGGCAACUUCCAGAAGUAUACACCUGAGGAGCGAAACCUCUGCUUUGGAGUGAGGGAGCAUGGCAUGGGCGGCAUUUGCAACGGCAUUGCUCUGCACAGCCCAGGUCUCAUUCCAUACUGUUCAACCUAUCUCGCUUUCUCUGAUUACAUGAGAGCUGCCAUGAGAGUCUCAGCCUUGUCUGAAGCUGGAGUUAUCUAUGUUAUGACCCACGACAGUAUCGGUGUCGGAGAGAAUGGCCCAACCCAUCAGCCCAUCGAGCACUUGAUGAGCUUCCGAAUGAUGCCCAACAUGUUGGUGCUCCGUCCUGCGGAUGGCAAUGAGACUGCUGGAGCAUACAGAGUUGCGGUCCUUAACAGGAAGAGGCCAUCUGUUCUUGCUCUCUCCAGGCAAAACCUUCCUCAGCUGCCUGGUACCUCGAUCGAGGGUGUUGAGAAGGGUGGGUACGUCAUCUCCGACAACUCAAGCAGCAACAAGCCAGACCUUAUUGUGUUGGGUACUGGUUCCGAGCUGGAGAUCGCUGCGAAAGCUGCAGAUGAGUUGAGGAAGGAGGGGAAGACUGUCCGCGUCGUGUCGCUUGUCUGCUGGGAACUCUUUGAGGAGCAGUCAGAUGAAUACAAGGAGAGUGUUCUCCCUGAAUCUGUCACCGCAAGGAUCAGCAUCGAAGCAGGGUGCGCUCUUGGAUGGCAGAAGUACGUUGGCCCCAGGGGAAAGAUUAUCGCGAUCGACAGAUUCGGUGCGAGUGCUCCUGCUGAAAAGAUCUACAUGGAGUGUGGCAUCACUGUGGAGAGCGUCGUUGCGGCAGCCAGGAGCUUCUAAGAGUGCACUGUCAUUUCUUUCUUUCAUGGUCGUUAACACCAACUGCGAAGGAGCACUAUGCAUUGAGGUCUUAUGCCCAAAGUCUGAACAAAGGACGGGGACUGCGAGUAGGAUUCAAGGCCUGAUAAACAUUGAUUUCUGUUUGAUCGGUUCUAUUUAGGUGUUCGUCCAUGUCUCCAUGAUUCUGAAUAAAUUGGUUACUGGUUUCGCUAAAUAUUGCCCAUUGGUAACAACACCAUGAUGGCCUUAGUUCUUGUGGUGUUGUUUCAAUUCUGUUCCUGGGUGCUUACACAGAUGUGGAGUAUUUGCUGAACUAGCUCGAGUUCAUUCCUUUUGCCUAGUUUAUCCUGCA